Molecule: messenger RNA, 2418 nt
Organism: Fusarium odoratissimum NRRL 54006
Lineage: Eukaryota; Fungi; Ascomycota; Sordariomycetes; Hypocreales; Nectriaceae
Product: mannosyl-oligosaccharide alpha-1,2-mannosidase
Exons: 2
Coding region: 448-2283 (611 amino acids)
Biological process (GO): N-glycan processing; carbohydrate metabolic process
Cellular component (GO): endoplasmic reticulum; Golgi membrane
Molecular function (GO): mannosyl-oligosaccharide 1,2-alpha-mannosidase activity; calcium ion binding
Source: RefSeq, a predicted model, not a curated record
GUCGUAUUUUCAACUGGACAGAAGAGACGAGACAGCUCUCAGCCACAUACACUGACACUUGACACUGAUUUCAGACAUUUAUGCGCUGAAGAUUGAGGGUUUAUUUAUCGACUAAGAAUCAGAGCCAUUUGCCCUUUUUCUGUUACUCCCCCCGUCCCGUCCUGUCCCUUCGAUUCCUUACCCGUAGCCUAAGGUACCUACCUCUCGCUCUAAUAAGACGGGACGUGUCUAGACUCGGCCUCGGGCUUGAAUGAGACUUGCUGUUGGUCCCCCUCAAGUCGAGACACAUCGCCAAUCUUUUUGACAGCUCCAACAUCAACGCCUUUGAACUUACCUCAGCCUUUUUCCCGCCCUGGGCCUGCGAUGUGAGGUCCCAGAUCACGCCUCACUAUCUUCUCUCACCUAGACCCUGUGCUGCUUAUUAGCAGUCCACUAACUAUCUACACAAUGGCGGGUCCCCUACGGCGAGGCCGUCUCUGGAUUGGUGUCGCCUUCAUCUGGAUCUUGUGCUUUUGGUACUGGUCAAAUUCAGACUCUGGCUUCAAGCUGUUUGGUAAUGGAGAUCCUCUUGCUGGAAAGGGCGCCACGGCCUGGACGCGAAGAUUACCUAAAUAUCCUAUUCCCAAGGAGAAAUUAGCUGCCUUGCCAAAGAUCACCGGAGAUGUCAAGGUCCCCAAGAUUCAGGCUGCUGCUCCGGUCGAGAGCGCCGCGGCCAAGGAGCUGCGACUGUCGCGAUUGGCUGCAGUCAAGAAGAGUUUCGAGCACAGCUGGAGCGGAUAUUCCAACUAUGCCUGGAUGCACGACGAGGUGACCCCGUUGACCGGCAAGUCCAAGGACCCCUUUGGCGGUUGGGCUGCCACUCUGGUCGAUGCCCUCGAUACCCUUUGGAUCAUGGACAUGAAGGACGAGUUCACAAAAGCUGUUGCCGCUGCAGACGGUAUUGAUUUCACCAGGAGUCCCAUGGCAACUAUCAACAUUUUCGAGACCAACAUUCGCUAUCUUGGUGGAUUCCUGUCGGCAUAUGAAUUAAGCGGAAGAGCUCAUCCUAUUCUCUUGAAGAAGGCUAUUGAGCUGGGAGACCUGCUCAUGUGCGCCUUUGAUACACCGAACCAUAUGCCAGUUACUCGAUGGGAAUGGAAGAAAUCUGCUUAUGGCCAAGCUCAGUCUCCCUCGCGGGAGGCUCUUGUUUCUGAACUUGGCUCCUUGAGUCUCGAGCUCACUAAACUAUCUCAGCUAACCGGCAACCCGAGAUUCUAUGACGCUGUCAAGAGAAUUGGAGACCAGUUUGAGUCUACGCAACUCAACACUCGUCUUCCUGGAAUGUGGCCGGUAGUCGUUGAUGCUUAUACGCCAGCCUUCCAUGCUGGUUCAGACUUCACCCUUGGUGGUAUGUCUGAUUCGCUGUAUGAGUAUCUUCCCAAGUGGUAUCUUCUUCUCGGCGGCCAACUCGAGCAACCACGUCGACUAUACGAAAACUUCAUUCCUGUUGCCAUCAAGCACCUUUUCAAGCGAGCAUUGACACCUUCGGACAAGCCGGUCCUCAUCUCUGGAGACUACCAGGUAACCGAUUUGCCAGGCGAGCAACCCAAGUACACCUACGUUGCACGAGGCCAGCAUCUGACCUGCUUCGCUGGCGGUAUGGUAGCAAUGGGCAGCAAGAUUUUCAACCGCCCAGCCGAUCUCGAGAUCGCUUCCCAACUCACAGAUGGAUGUAUUUGGGCUUAUCAGGCUACACAGACGGGACUUGGACCUGAGAUCUUCAACUUCAUCUCGUGUGGCGGCGUCGAUGCUAAGGACUCGAGCGAUUGCACCUGGAACGAGGACCGGUGGCUCAAGGCUAUUGAAGAGCAACACGCUCCUGACUUCAGGGCGCCGCCGUUGAGAGGAUCAGACUGGAAGAAGCCCACAGUUCACGACGUGAUCAAGAAGCACAACCUUCCCAAAGGUAUGAUCGACGUGAGCGAUGCACGAUACAUUCUCCGGCCCGAGGCCAUUGAGUCCAUCUUCAUCAUGUAUCGCGUCACAGGAGAUGCGCAAUGGAUGGAAAAGGCGUGGACCAUGUUCGAGACGAUCGAGAAGGUGACACGAACUGAGAUUGCGGCUUCAGCGAUAGACGAUGUCACCAAAGCAGAGCCUACAAAGAUGGACAGUAUGGAGAGUUUCUGGUUGGCAGAGACUCUCAAGUACUUUUACCUCAUCUUCAGCGAAUUUGAUGUUAUCAGCUUGGAUGAGUGGGUGCUGAACACGGAAGCACACCCUCUGAGUCGUCCAGAUGUAAAGUAAGAUUGUUUGUGGAGGACGGAUGUGUAUGGGAAGGAAAAGGUUUAAACACUGUAUGAGCGGUUCCUGUGUGUAUUCCUAGAGUUAUAAUAUCAUGCGUGUACGAAUAAACAAGUAUACUUAUUCUUUUUUUCUUUU